Messenger RNA from Sphaeramia orbicularis (orbiculate cardinalfish), 2315 nucleotides. RefSeq names its product cyclic AMP receptor-like protein A. NCBI's taxonomy places the organism in Eukaryota, Metazoa, Chordata, Actinopteri, Kurtiformes, Apogonidae. The transcript has 15 exons. Bases 86 to 1273 code for a protein of 395 amino acids. The record is from RefSeq and is a predicted model, not a curated record. Gene Ontology annotation, biological process: adenylate cyclase-activating G protein-coupled receptor signaling pathway; cell surface receptor signaling pathway. Gene Ontology annotation, cellular component: plasma membrane. Gene Ontology annotation, molecular function: G protein-coupled receptor activity; cAMP binding.
GCGCACGGUACAACCAGGAAAUACAAGCAAAGCUGUAAGAAAACAAAACAUAUACAAAUAGAUUAAUACAUCCUUCUUAAUUGAAAUGGAUAGUCAAAACAUAAAGACAACGAAUAAUGAUUCCCGUUGUGUAUUUUUUAACGAACAUUCAGAAGACUAUCGAUGCGUGGUGAUACUAACAGUAAAGCGAGCCACAGGAACCUUCUCCUUAGUAGGAUGCCUUUUUAUGCUGUUUGUGAUCUGGCUGCUUCGCAGGUAUCAUUCUUUGGCUCAGAAAAUGAUUCUCAGCCUCACUGUAGCUGCUUUCUUUGACAGCGUAGCAUAUGUCAUGGGUGAGUCCCAUCCAGAGGGAUCUCUGUGUGACUUCCAGGCCUGGUGGCUAACAUACUUUGACUGGAGUGCCUUGGCCUGGGUUUGCCUCAUCACUCUGAACCUGUACCUCAACCUGGUUAGAGAAAUAAGCACGAAUAGAUAUGAGAUGUUGUAUCAUGUGACUGCAUGGGGGGUGCCUCUGGUCAUGGCCUCUUUACCGCUGCUCAAGGGCUACUACGGACCAGCAGGAUUCUGGUGCUGGAUCACAGACGAUCACGUAGCCUGGAGAUUUGGGAUAUGGUAUGUGCCUCUCUUCAGCCUUAUCUUUCUGAUGAUCUGCUGCUAUGCCAGGAUCAUCUGUGUGGCCAAUAAGAGGAUGCAGUCAUGGUUGGGAACAUUCAACCCAGAACGGGAAAGGCGAAAGGUUUCUUUAGCAGAGGAGAUCAAGCCGUUGAAGUGGUAUCCUUCAGUUUACCUGCUGGUGUCUAUCUUCCCGCUGAUCAACAGCCAACCUUUCUUGAAAUGGGCACAAAAACACCUCGUCCUCUCACUCCAGGACUUUCCCGUUUUUCUCGUCGCUGUGUCUCUUCUCCCUCUGACUUCUCCUUCAAUUACUCCAUUCUCACCUCUGAAGCUCUCCUGCAGGCUUCACAAUGCCUUCUACCCCCUGAAUCCAUCGUUUUCUCUCACCCUGUUGCACGUCAUGUCUGCGCCACUCCACGGCUUGGCCAACGCUUUUGUGUUUGGCCUGGACAGGGACUGGUGGAGCCUACUGAGCCCCACAGGCAUGCAGCUGGCUCUGCAGUCGCGGCUGUGUGACAGGACUCGAAUCGGAGAGUACCACCCCGGGGCGGUGCGCUACACACAGGCUGACCUGGCCGACCUCAGCGAUGACGACGACGAUGACACCAACGUGCUCUUCUACUCUCCUGACAUGACCCUGAAAGACCGAGGGCCCUGAGAGAGAGGGGAAGGGAGGGAGAGAGCCGGAGAAGGGGAGACAGAGAGAAAAGAGCUGGAGGGAAGCACAAAGGAGGGUCACAUCCAGAAAGAAACGCAGCGGAUUAGAAACUGAGCGGCAGGAAAAAGAGGUAGGGAGGGAAUGGAAGCCAAGAUUGGGGGGACAGUCAGGCAGAUAGAAGCCGGAGAUGAGCUGUCAGGUUCCAUUAUUAAUCCCCAUCCUUUACUAUUUAAUAUCCUAAAGACACACACACACUGAACGGACCUGCAGCUCUCUGCAAUAGUACCAUCAGAAAAUAGCAGGAUAGGAGAAGCUCUGAGAUCAUCCUAAUGUUAAAGGCAUCUGCUGCAUCCCAAGGGUCUUAAAACGAUUUCCGACUAUGCACCACCUCCUCGACUUCCUGCGUUCUGCGUUUCUGCACCCCCCCCCUCCCAAAAAAAAAAAAAAAAAAAGAACAAAAAUAAAAAAUGACGCACUGCUGAAAGGGAAUCGUAACAAGGUGAUAGUUAAGCAUUCGGAGCAAUUACCUUUUCACUUCUCUGCAGGAGAUGAGGUGAAAAGCAAGGCUCUUAAAAGGCACCCUGUGUGUCGUGGUGAAAGAAUCUACAUCUGCCUAUCCCAACACUGAGACUGAUCCCGCUGCUGAACAAUUUCCAUGCAGUCAGGGGGAAGAGGAAAUUCAGAAAAUGGUUUUAAAAACAAUGAAGAUGACUUCCCUGGGCAAAUAUUUCCCAAAGCAUCAGUAAUGCUAACAAGGAGUCUCCCUUCCUCAGUCAGUAUUUGUUUUCUGUAAUCUCUUUGCAUAUGGUGUUACUUUUUUGGUGAUUUUUGCACAAGUAUUCUUUGGAAAGUUUUUGUAUUUUUUAUGAAUCGCUACAGUUGUUUGUUAUAUCGUAUUUAUAGCAGAUCGAUGUACUGCAUAUAUUUAAGUGUACACUCUAUUUUUGUACGUGCCUUGGACUGGAAUGUGAUGAAAAUGCUUUCCUUGGUCCAAACCUGCUGCUCUCUGAGACAGAUUCAACACGUAGCCUUACGAACACCU